This is a messenger RNA of Dromaius novaehollandiae (emu), 3989 nucleotides long. It is a transcript of the gene PAPSS2, whose product is annotated as 3'-phosphoadenosine 5'-phosphosulfate synthase 2. The record is from RefSeq and is a predicted model, not a curated record. The transcript has 13 exons. Lineage: Eukaryota; Metazoa; Chordata; Aves; Casuariiformes; Dromaiidae. Gene Ontology annotation, biological process: sulfate assimilation; 3'-phosphoadenosine 5'-phosphosulfate biosynthetic process. Gene Ontology annotation, molecular function: ATP binding; sulfate adenylyltransferase (ATP) activity; adenylylsulfate kinase activity. The coding region runs from base 138 to 1988 and encodes 616 amino acids.
AGGAGGGCUCAGGGCGAGAGGGGCCGGUCCGGGGACGUGCUACGUGUCUCCGGAGCCCUUAAUAGCGCCUCGCCGGCCGCCGCCGCCGCCGCCACCGCCGGAGCCGCGCCUGACCCGCUUCGCCGCCCCGCAGCGCCAUGUCGAGCACCGAGAAGACGAGAGCAACCAAUGUGAUUUACCAAGCCCACCACGUCAGCAGAAGUAAGAGAGGACAAGUUGUCGGUACCCGAGGUGGAUUUCGAGGCUGCACGGUUUGGCUAACAGGUCUUUCUGGAGCUGGUAAGACAACCAUUGGCUUUGCUCUGGAAGAGUACUUGGUCUCUCAUGGCAUCCCCUGCUAUUCUCUGGAUGGCGAUAACGUUCGACACGGCUUGAACAAAAACCUGGGUUUCUCGGCUGGGGACCGCGAAGAGAACAUCCGCCGCAUUGCGGAGGUGGCCAGGCUGUUCGCUGAUGCUGGGCUUGUCUGCAUAACCAGCUUUAUUUCUCCUUUUGCAAAGGAUCGUCAAAAUGCACGGAAAAUUCAUGAAGUGGCUGGACUUCCUUUCUUUGAGAUCUUUGUAGAUGCUCCUCUAAAUAUUUGUGAAAGCAGAGAUGUGAAGGGCCUGUACAAAAAGGCAAGAGCUGGAGAGAUCAAAGGAUUCACGGGGAUUGACUCAGAGUACGAGAAGCCUGAAUUUCCUGAACUAGUAUUGAAAACGAAUGUUUCAUCGGUGUCUGAAUGUAUCCAGCAUGUUGUGGAGCUCCUACAAACACAAAACAUUGUCCCGCGGUCGUCAAUUAAGGAUGUUCUCGAGCUGUUUGUACCUGAAAAUAAACUUGAUUUUGUCCGAGUUGAAGCAGAGAUGCUACCAUCCCUAGAGAUCACUAAGCUGGAUCUGCAGUGGGUGCAGGUGCUGAGCGAAGGCUGGGCCACUCCGCUGACCGGCUUCAUGCGCGAGGCAGAGUACUUGCAAGCGAUCCAUUUUGGCACCUUGCUGAAUGGAAAGAAUCACUCCCUAGUUGAUGGCGUUAUCAACCUGAGCAUCCCCAUCGUGCUGCCCAUUUCCGUGGAGGAUAAGCAGCGCCUUAGUGGCUGCAGUGAAUUUACGCUCACCUACAAAGGGCGGAAGAUCGCGAUCCUGAAGAGUCCCGAGUACUUUGAACACAGGAAGGAGGAGCGCUGCGCCCGGAUCUGGGGGACCACCUGCACGAAACACCCACAUGUCAAAAUGGUGGUGGAAAGUGGAGACUGGCUGGUUGGUGGAGAUCUCCUUGUGCUGGAGAGGAUCAAAUGGAACGACGGACUGGACCAAUACCGCCUGACACCAAAGAAUCUCAAACAGAGGUUUAGAGAAAUGAAUGCUGAUGCUGUCUUCGCAUUUCAGCUGCGUAACCCCGUGCACAAUGGGCAUGCCCUGCUCAUGCAGGACACACGGCGACGGCUUUUGGAGAAGGGCUAUAAAAACCCCGUGCUUCUCCUGCACCCCCUGGGGGGAUGGACCAAAGACGAUGACGUCCCGCUGGAGUGGCGGAUGAAGCAGCAUGCGGCCGUGCUAGAUGAGCGUGUUCUGGACCCCAAGUCGACCAUCGUUGCCAUCUUCCCCUCUCCCAUGCUCUACGCCGGCCCCACAGAGGUGCAGUGGCACUGUCGGGCUCGCAUGAUUGCUGGGGCCAAUUUCUACAUAGUGGGCCGAGACCCUGCAGGCAUGCCUCACCCGGAGACCAAGAAGGACCUCUACGAGCCCACGCAGGGAGGGAAGGUCCUCAGCAUGGCGCCAGGCCUGACGUCUGUGGAAAUCAUUCCCUUCCGGGUUGCUGCUUACAACAGAAUAAAGAAGGCGAUGGAUUUUUAUGACCCAAAAAGGCACGACGAAUUUGACUUCAUCUCCGGAACACGCAUGAGAAAACUUGCUCGGGAAGGUGAAAAUCCACCAGACGGCUUCAUGGCCCCUAAAGCUUGGAGGAUCCUAACUGAGUACUACCGGUCACUGGAAAAAAAGAACUAACACUACUUCUCCCUAGAAAUGUGUAUAUUAAGAAUGAGCAGUGAUUCAUUGAUUUCCUGUGAUGCAGAUCAGUAACUUGGCAUUUUCAAUAUUCUGACUGUAGGAUUUUCCAAACAAGGUCAGAAUGUUUUUUUUACUAAUCAGAAAUAUUUUGAGCCUGAUCCUUUUCCCCUUGAACUUGCUGAGAGCGUCCCUGUAGUGCUGGAAGAGGAGGGGAGCAGGCCCUUCGUUCCCAGCACAACGUGGCUCCGGAAAGCAAUUACCCCGCACGGGAUUCACGUUGGCCAGUUGGAUCGCUUCGUGCCGCCGUGGCCGUGCACCGGUCCCUGGUGCAGAGCUGGGACCUCGUCACUGGGAUUAAAAGUACGUCCCCCCUUUGUGAAGCAGAAAUGAAGAAGUGACUUGCCGUUACCCCUCGCCCCGUGUGGCCCCGCUGCUGGCCAGAAGAGACGGGGAGCAGCUGCUGAAGCGAGGAGAGCUGCUCGUUGCGGAGAGGCAGGCUGCAGCCGGCAGAGCCUGGGGAAGCUGUGGUUGCCGCACCGUGACAAAAUCCAAGUGCCAAGUGGGCCCAAGUGACUGUACCCACAAGGAGCCGGGCAGAGAGAUGGCUCAAACGCUUCCCCUCUUCCUUAUGCGCCCUGCACCUGAGUCCAGAGCCUUAAGCAGGCACAGAUGAGCCAGUUUUACUUCACAGCUGCAGGAUGGCCCAGGCACUGCUGUGGAGAGGGUGGCGGUGCCCAGAAGUGAGCGUUUUUCCCAGAUCUGGCUGAUGGAAAGUUACUGCAGAGUCGUGUGGUUUUGUUUUUUUUCUUUUCGACAUGGACUUUGCCAUCCUGCUUCGUGCUUUUGUGCUGACUCGCAGUUAUUGCAGGGAACGCGUACGUGGCCGGACACUGCAGAUCUAGUGACACGCUUUACCUGGUCUUAUCUGUAGCCUUGCCGUGAGCGUGUCACGCCGGUACGCUGAGGCCUUGCCAGUGCGUUUCCAGGUGGUGCUGAAGGUUUGGGGAUCUCAGCGAAAAUCCCAGCUCCGCCUGCUUUCCCGUCCCCGCGCCUCGGCGGGCCGCUCGCAGGCGGCAGCGGCUUCCCCGGGGCCCAUCCUGCGCCCCCGCGCCUCCACACUCCUGCCUCCAGCAGCCCCAGGGCCAGGCGCUGCCUCCGCGGCCGCGAUGCUCAGGUGUAAUAUUUCGGUGGGGGGGAAACAGCUAUGCACUUGUUAGUUAUCGCAACAAUGAGAAUUCGUGAUUUUUUUAUACUUGUCAUUUUUUUAGCCCCAGAACCAGUCAGAAUGUGUUUUACAUGAACUGGAAAUAGUGUUCGCCUACGCCUUAUAUUUCAGUUUUAAUUACAAAUGGAUCUGCCUUAAGUAAAAAACAAUCAUGUCGUGCCUUGUCAUUUAGCCGAGUGAAACCUUUUUGCUGUGGCCAUGGUACAGCGUCCAAACCUAUGCAAGCAAUUGGAAAUAUUUUUGCAAAAAUGUUUUAUUUUUCAAUGAUGUCACCUGGGGUUUUUCUGGUAAUUUUUAAGUAUUCAGAGUAAGGAGCCCAAAGCUGUAUUAUACCUCAGAAAAGCUGCAAGGACAACGUUGUUAGCUGAAAGCAUACUAGCAAUAGUGCCUUUUAUAUUCAGCCCUCUGGCAGGGACCUGAAAGACAAAAGCAAUACUCCAACUUGUAAUUGUAAUAUUUGCCAUUUUUUAAAGUAGUGAAGUAGUGCUGUUGUAUCUUAAAAUAAUCAGAUGGUUCAAGAAGAUGCAGUAAAUCCAAGUGGUUACAGCAGAAGAUAAAUGUUGUAUUAUCCUUUCAAAAUAGCGUAGUAGGCUGAUUACCUCUGAUUAAAUCAGAAUACAUCAUUGACUAGUUUUUUUUAUAGGGUAUUUAUUAAAGACAUGAGACUGGAAUCUGUACCUCAACUGAUGCAUCUCAUGAUUUAAUAUAUUCUGAAAUUGAUACUCUGCUACGAAACACUCACUUUUAGUACAAAUAAAUAUUUAUACGUAUAA